Molecule: messenger RNA, 6352 nt
Organism: Gorilla gorilla gorilla (western lowland gorilla)
Lineage: Eukaryota; Metazoa; Chordata; Mammalia; Primates; Hominidae
Product: RNA guanine-N7 methyltransferase-activating subunit-like protein
Exons: 6
Coding region: 864-1232 (122 amino acids)
Biological process (GO): RNA 5'-cap (guanine-N7)-methylation
Cellular component (GO): mRNA capping enzyme complex
Molecular function (GO): RNA binding
Source: RefSeq, a predicted model, not a curated record
GCUGUGGGCGAAGGAAAAGGCCUGGCCUGCUGCCUCUUCUCUUGCAGCAAAAUCCGCUGCUGUGAAGGAGCUGGUAGGCGGCCGCUCUAUAGAUAGAGAAUCCCUGAUCUGCCUGGGCAUCAUCUUGCUCUUUAUGACCUGCUUGGCUGCCACUGUGUAGGGCCUGCUUAAAGUCCUUUGCACUCUCAGCAUUGCCCUCAAGUUCAAGGACAAGCUUCUCAUUAUGGCAGGCAUAAAACUCUUUAUAAUUCGUCCUCCACUCUCCCAGCUCAGGGCUCCAGCUGUUGUCUCACACUUCCUUGAAGUUCCCUCUGCUGAGUCACCCUUGUGCCUGACCAACUUACUUACUAAAAUAAAAAUCCCAAUGUCUUUCCAGUCAUGUGUGCCCAAGGGCGAGUUAUUUAACUUUUCUGAGCUUUCCUCAGUAAAACGAAGCUACAUAUCUUGCAAGGAUGUGAUAUUAAAGUUAUGAUAUUGUAAAACAGCUGCCACGGUGCUUGGCCUAGGAUGAGCCUUCAACCUAGAACAUACCACUGUCCCCAAGCACCUUGCUCACACACCCAAUCCCAGACUUUUCUUUUGUAGUCACCUUAGUUAUCACCUCAUUAAAUAACCUGAUUAUCCCAAGUACAGCUUAAGUGACUUAAGUUAUUUUCGAUGGCUAGCGGAAGGGUCUCCGCUACAUUGGAGAGCUGGGGUGGUCUGGAGUUCCACGGUGUGGUGGGCCAGAGGCCACCUCUCCUGCGGCCUCUUAGUGUCUCGCGGCGGGGUUCGGCCCGAGCUAGAUAGACACAGCCCUUGGCGGAUUUAAACAACCUAAACAUGAAACAAUACAGCUGCCUCAAAUCUUUGGGAAUUUCAGAAUGACUGACACUGCCAAAGCUGUUCCAAAUUUUGAAGAGAUGUUUGCUAGUAGAUUCACAGAAGAUGACAAGGAGUAUCAGGAAUACUUGAAACGCCCUCCUGAGUCCUCUCCAAUUGUUGAGGAAUGGAAUAGCAGAGCUGGUGGGAACCAAAGAAACAGAGACAAUCGGUUGCAAGAUAGCAGACAGUUCAGAGGCAGGGACGGCAGAUGGGGGUGGCCAAGUGACAGUCGAUCCAAUCAGUGGCGUGGACAAUCCUGCAGUAACAAUUACCCGCAACACAGACAAGAACCUUACUAUCCCGACCAAUAUGGACAUUACGGUUACAACCAGCCGCCCCCUUACGAUAGAAAUGUUGGCAGCUUUUAGUAAAAGCAUUUACUCUGUUACCACGACAAAAGUUUGGGUGUCUUCUGUCGGUCAUAGUUGGGUUUUUUUGUUGUCGUUUGUUUGUUUGUUUUUGAGACGGAGUCUCUCUCUGUCGCCCAGGCUGGAGUGCAGUGGCGCGAUCUCGGCUCACUGCAAGCUCUGCCUCCCGGGUUCAUGCCAUUCUCCUGCCUCAGCCUCCCGAGUAGCUGUGACUACAGGAGCCCGCCACCACGCCUGGCUAAUUUUUUGUAUUUUUAAUAGAGACAGGGUUUCACCGUGUUAGCCAGGAUGGUCUCGAUCUCCUGACCUCGUGAUCCGCCCGCCUCAGCCUCCCAAAGUGCUGGGAUUACAGGCGUGAGCCACUGCGCCCCGCUCAGUCAUAGUUUUACAUCUGAUUUUACAGAAUGGAUUAUUGAUUUUUUGGAAGUUGAGACUUUAAAAAAAAUACAUCUUACUUGCGAGAUGCGAUGGUUGCUGGGAAUACCUGAAAUUGUGGAUUAUAUUGCUUGACUUCUACCUCAGAGUCUUCGUUUCAUGACUUAAUAGUGCUUUGAGUUUGGUAUAUUUUUCUUAUCUGACCUCCAGGAAUUCUUCGUUUUACACAGAUAUAAAAAUUUUAAAAUAGAAAAUGCUUGCUUUUACUUUGUAAGGUAAGAGAGUAUCCAUAUGCUUAGAUGUGCUCGUUUCUAAAAUUCUAGAGGUUAAUACAAUCAGCUCAUGAAUGCACAGCUAUGCUUCUUGUGAUAGAUUGUACGUAACAUCAGCAGUUGAAAGGUAAAACAAUUGCUUUUGUUACGUGACUAUGGUACUUUGUGAUUCCUUACUCUAUAAUGAGUCGCUCCACAUUUAUUUGGGUCUCUUUUUAGAGGGAAAUCAGUAAUAAAGCUGUAAAAUAAAGAAGGAAAAAAGUUGUUUUUGAUGUAUUUAUCCUAAGGUAUUACAUUGUAUUGUAAUCAUUUAAAUAUCAGUCUCUCCUUUAAUAAUAGCUAACAUUUAUCAAGUGUUCAGUAUUUACCACUUUAUACAUUGUUCAUUUAAUUCACACAAUGACUAUGAGGGAGGGAAUAUUAUUUCCAAAUUGUAGUUGAGGAAACUGAGGUACAGAAAGGAGAAGUAACUUACUUAUGAUUAGGUAACCAGGAAAGAGGCAGACCCGAGAACACACACUGUGAGCCAAUAUGUUACAGUAACCUAUAACAGUGUUAACACUAAGGCUGGGCUGGUGUGGUGGCUCACACCUGUAAUCCCAGCACUGUGGGAGGCCAAGGCGGUUCGAGACCAGCCUGGGAAACAUGGUGAAACCCCAUAUCUACAAAAAAAAAAAUUAGCUGGACAUGGCGGCAUAGAUCUGUAGUUCGAGCUACUCAGGAGAAUGAGGUGGAAUGAUCGCUUGAGCCCCUGAGACCAAGGUUGCAGUCAGCCGAGAUUGCACCACUCCACUCCAGCCGGGAAGAAGACUAAGACUGCUGUCUGCAAAAACAGUCUUAGAGUCUUAAGGGGACUUCAUUUUUAAGUCACCAUCUACCAACCUCUUCCACUUCCCCCACAUUCAUUAAAACACACACGCGCGCGCACGCGCAGGCACACACACACAUACACACUUUAGAACUUGGAACUUGGUAAAAUUGAGGCGAGCCAAUUACCAAACUUGCAUUUUAUCUAACACCAUCAUGGGUAACUUCAGUGGCCACGUACUUAACACCCUUAAUCUACGUCCCACACCCUGGAAUUUAUCACUGAAACAUUGUGACUCCAAAAUCUGAACUUCUCCUGAAUAGAGUAGCCUAUUUAUUUAUUUAUUUGUUUGUUUGGAGACAGAGUCUUACUCUGACGCCCAGGCUGGAGUGCAGUGGCACGAUCUUGGCUCACUGCAACCUCCACCUCCUGGGUUCAAGUGACUCUCGUGCCUCAGCUUCCCAAGUAGCUAGGAUUACAGGCAUGUGCCACCAUGCCCAGCUAAUUUUUGUAUUUUUAGUGGAGACAAGGUUUUGCCAUAUUGGCCAGGCUGGUCUUAAACUCUUGACUUCAGGUGAUCCACCUGCCUCACCCUCCCAAAGUUCUCCGAUUACAGGCGUGAGCCACAAUGCCUGGCCACAAACUGUUUUUCAAAACAGUACAGUAUAGUGAGUAAAAGCACUAGCUUAUGCAACAGGUUGGUUUUGUGUGCUGCAGCUAACCUCAAAGUUGUAAGGAUUAAAUUAGAUAAUAAAGUGCUUUUAGUAACAUGCCUGGCACAGUUCAUUGAUUCAAACAUUGAACAAAAUUUUUUUUUAGUUAUACAUACUACUGUGUACCUUUGGAAAAAUUAGAACUUAACAGAUGAGGCUAAGUUUGAGACUUCCAGUACUUUCCUUCUCUGCAUACUCUUCAGAGGUAACUGGGAUCAUGCUCUGGGAGCAUGUCUUUCCACGUCUUUUUCUUUGCUUUUAUAAAUAUAUCUGUUUCCAUAGAAAUGCUUGUAUGUAGAGGGGGCGCGGUAUCGUGCUGGAUUUGUUAUUGGCACUUUUUUGCUUGACCUACCUUGGAUGGCUCUCUAAUUGUUACAGCUUUUACCUUUUAACUAUUACUCAGUAUUCUUACUAAGGUAAGACUAUACUGAUUUUGUUUAUAUUUCUCUAGUAAUAGGCCAGGCGUGGUGGCUCAUGCCUAUAAUCCCAGCACUUUGGGAAGCCAAGGCAGGUUGAUCACCUGAGGUAAAGAGUUUGAGACCAGCCUGGCCAACAUGGUGAAAUCCAAUCUCUACCAAAUAUAAAAAUUAGCCAGGCAUGAUGGCAGGUGCCUGUAAUCCCAGCUACUCGGGAGGCUGAGGCAGGAGAAUUGCUAGAACCCAGAAGGCGGAGGUUACAGUGAGGCGAGACCACCCCAUUGCACUGCAGCCUGGGCAACAAGAACAAAAUUCCUCAAAAAAUAAAAAUGUAAAUAAAUAAAUAAAAAUAUUUCUUUAGUAACAGACAAUUUUGAUAUUUUAAUAUUUUGCUUUUUAUAUUCUUGUGGUUACAUUCUUAUUAAAGAAUGCAUUUUUAUUUAGAUUUGAAGUAAAUCUUGUGUAUUAUUUGUUCCAGCACAUCUUUUGCUUUAUAACUUACUGCAUCGUGAUUAUGAUUAUUAUUUUAAACAGCUGUUACGAUUUUGAAGGAGGAGCCUAAAGGCUAAGUGGCAGUAUCUCUUCUUUAGCUUAAUAACUAGUAGUUCUAAUUUGCUAUUUUAUACUCUUAGCACAUCACACAAGUGAGUGAUGAGGAAGAGGAUGAUGAUGGCUGUGACCUUUUUGCUGACUCUGAGAAGGAGGAGAAAGAUAUUGAGGACAUUGAAGAAAAUACUAGACCUGUAAGGAAGGCUGGUUGCUAUCACUUGGCAGGGUUUUAGAACCAAUGACUUUUUUUAUUUUUUAUUGUGACUUACUUUGUACAUCUCUCAUUUUUGCAUAUUUGUCAUUUCAUUUACACUUUGGAAAAUAAUGGCAAGCAUCUCAAAUUGCCUCACAAGUACCACUUUCUUGUCCAGAUGUUAUGAUUUUAUGAGUCAGAUCAUUCAGAAUAUGUCUGGUUCCAGAGUUUGAAGACCGUAGUGCUCCUGUCUCUCUGCCCAUGACCUUUUUCUUAUUUUCUUAUUUAGAUUUUUAAGUAUUAAAGUCAAGUAUUAAAAAAAAUAAGGAAAUAAAGGGCAUCUCCCUUUGAAGGAACAUUUUGAGUCCUAUUCCUUGGGUGAGCUGUAUAGGGUACAUAUGUUUAAGUUCAUUUAAUUAAACUCUGUUUUCUCCUCAGUUCAAUUUCUUUGCUCUUGUAUACAUAAUGUUGUUAGAUGUCCAAAGUGAAGUGUACUAGUUUGUUACAAAAAAGAGAUUCUUUUGAUUUCUCCUGCUUUAGAAAAGCAGACCUACUUCGUUUGCAGUGAGCUGGUUGCCCGCAUCAAGGGGGAUGCCGUGGGCCGAGCGGACGAGGAGCCGACAAGUGAGCCCCAGCCGCGUUGACGGGGAGUAGGGGAGGGGUAGUGCAGAGCCCUCUGCUGGCUUCACCAAAGGUGGAUUUCCCUUUUUAUUAGUAAUUACUACAGCAGAAGAGGCUUAAAUUGUAGCGCUUAUUCCUUUUUUGGUUAAUGGGCUCCUUUAGAUAACUGAACACUGUGGAAUCACAAGAAAAACGUACAUGUACACAUGUAGAUAACCCUUUACAUAUAAUUUCAGGAGAUUAAUGGAAACUCCAGAGAACCAUGGGCAACAGCUUAAGAAUUCCUGGCUGAAUAUUUACUCCUAUAUUUUGAACAAAUAAGAAUGUGCUAUAUAGCAUAUUCUAGUUAUAAGAGAGUAGAAAGAUAACAUAAUAAUUCUUUCAACAAAUACAAUCCUGUUAUGCACAUGAGCCUGGGAUGAAAGCAGAAGCCUUCUGCCUUACAAAGAGACUCUUAAGUGCCCACUGUGGGCAGGGCAGGGGGUUCAGUGCAGCUGAGAUGGAAGGCAGACGUCUUGCUCUUACCUGUGAGUUAUGAGGAUGACAGACGUGGAAAGAACCAGGAUGUGUAUACUGAGGGAGGACUUAGUACUACUAAAACUGUGAACUGUUCUUCAAGCCUUACCCUCAGGAGAAGGAAAACUUCGGAAGACACUCAAGAGAAGAAGGAAAGGAGAACUCCUUCAGACGAUGAAGAGGAUAACUUAUUCGCACCCCCGAAGCUGACCGAUGAGGACUUCUCACCAUUUGGCUCUGGAGGCAGCCUGUUCAGUGGGGGCAAGCGGCUCUUUGAUGAUGAGGACGAGGAGAGUGACCUCUUCAUGGAAGCCCCGCAGGAUCGGCAAGCUGGAGCCUCUGUUAAGGAGGAGGGAGACACGGAUGUGCUGCCUCCGUUCCAUCACUGAAGGAGCCACAGAAGCCUGAGCAGCCCACUCCAAGGAAAAGCCCCUAUGUUCCCCCUCCCACUGGCCUGUUUGAUGAUGAUGAUGGUGAUGAUGAUGACGACUUUUUCUCGGCACCCCACAGCAAGCCUUCCAAAACAGGUUACCUUACCUUCCAGCAAAAAUCUCAAGCCCUCAUCAGAAACAAACACUCAAAAAGGCUUAUUUUAGGAUCAGGAGGACUCUGAGGAUUUGUUUUCUUCUCGAAGUGCGAGUAAGUUAAAAGGUGCGU